Molecule: messenger RNA, 1029 nt
Organism: Biomphalaria glabrata
Lineage: Eukaryota; Metazoa; Mollusca; Gastropoda; Planorbidae
Exons: 3
Coding region: 121-975 (284 amino acids)
Source: RefSeq, a predicted model, not a curated record
AAAACCACUUCACAAAUCUUCGGCAUUCGCUUGGAUAUCUCACCACUACACAGACGUCUAGCAUUAAGUCUUUAAAAUAACUACGCAAUUCCAGCAUUGUAUUAAUCAGGAGUCCCACAGAUGGCGUUACUUGCAUCUCAUAUACCUGUGUUAUACUGCAUGCUGUACUAUCGAGGCGCCAGACACAACUAUACUUCCCAGCUACUGCGCCCUUUCCCAGAUUUUAGCAUCGACUUAACCUCGAAGAAUGACGCCUUGAGCGAAGAAACCGGCUUUGGGAGAAGGUCGUCCACUGAGAGACCAUGGGUCUACCACAAUCGAAAGAUCGAUCUCAAUAAAGUUUGUUCUAACCAACAAGGAGCUGAUCCAAAAGCAAUCAAAGCUACCGGGCACCAAGACUCGAGCGACAGGUGUACAUUCAGGCACCCAGACGAGGUCCGGAGAGCUUUGCCCACAAGAUUUGUAUCAGAAGAAGACCUGCAGACAAUCACGUCACAGAUUCAAACAUCUGCUGCAAGAGAAGAGCACCUGAGCAAGAUUAAUUAUGUGGUGAGAUUGGUUGUGAGGCCUAAAAAGUCAGAGGCGUUGACAGAGGCGUUGGCAGAGGCGUUGACAAACGGAGAUUGUAGAUCCUGUGAAACGGUGAUUGGUUAUGAGGUUGUGACGGAAGUGAGCGACUUCAAGGGAGUGAACUUUACAGUUGUCAACUUCAAUAAUGGCUACCAAUUUAUCGCCACUGGCCGGUGUCUCAAUGAAAAUGCCCCUUGCAGAAGUGGAAGCCGGGCAAGGUGCAAACAAAUCUACAAGGCCCACUGGACAUUGGUUUGGACUAAUGAACUUGGAGCUCAACUUGUUGCCCACGAGGUGCCAUCGCACUGCGAAUGUAUAAACUUUGGCAGCGCCACCUACCCGAUCUCAGCCCAAUCUAACUCUGGGAAUGUGGACACAACAUUGGACAUUGUUUCCAAACCUUAAGGAAUUCAAGCCUUGGUGUAUUAAAGCUAAAGAUAAUAAAAUAAAAUAAAGAAU